Raphanus sativus (radish) is the source of this 1676-nucleotide messenger RNA. Its product is annotated as arginine-specific demethylase JMJ22. The coding region runs from base 55 to 1581 and encodes 508 amino acids. The record is from RefSeq and is a predicted model, not a curated record. Gene Ontology annotation, molecular function: protein binding; cis-regulatory region sequence-specific DNA binding. The transcript is spliced from 2 exons. NCBI's taxonomy places the organism in Eukaryota, Viridiplantae, Streptophyta, Magnoliopsida, Brassicales, Brassicaceae. Gene Ontology annotation, cellular component: nucleus.
GUUAAAAACCCAAAAACCCUCGCCGCAGAAGCUGAUUGAUGCUCCGUCUGAAAGAUGCCGAAUUCGCAGCUAGCCUCCAAUCUCCGUAACCGGCGGCGUAGUAGAUCCAAAUCCAAAUCCAAAAGACAAAAGCUUAUUCAGAAUCAACCUCUGUGUCAAGAGACAGAAGAGGAGGUAGAAGAAGAAGAAGAAGAUGAAGGAAACGGUUUCAAGCUGAAAACUUCAGCCAAACACGGAGUCCAACCCCUCGGGAACCUCUACUUCGUCAACAAGGGCGCGGUGAACGCGAGAAACACCGGUCUAGGUAACCUCCAGGUCCUCACCGACGAGCUCGUUCUAGACAUCUUAGCACUCCUCGACGCAACUCAUCUCGGUGUUUUAGCCACCGUGACCAAAUCUCUCUACGUCUUCGCGAACCACGAGCCUCUCUGGAGAAACCUCGUCCUGGAAGAGCUAAAAGGCGAGUUCUUGUUUACCGGGUCGUGGAAAUCAACCUACGUAGCUUCUUCUUCACGUCCGAAGAUUCAGAAAAAAUCUGGUGAAUCGGUUUUGAAGAUUAGAGAUUUCUAUUCUGAUCACCUCUUCCAGAGCUGGCUCUGCGCGAAUCUCGAGAUGAAGCAUGAGUGGCUCGAGAGAGAUAACAUCGCACGUGUGAGUGGCGUCUCCGUCGAGGAGUUUAUCGAAAAGUUUGAGGAACCUAAUAAGCCUGUUCUGUUGGAAGGUUGUCUGGAUGAUUGGGGUGCGGUUACGAAAUGGACCAAGGAGUAUCUCACUAAAGUGUCUGGUGAUGUAGAGUUCGCUGUCGGUCCGGUUGAGAUGAAGCUCGAGAAUUACUUUAGGUACUCUGAUGGAGUCACCGAAGAGAGGCCGUUGUACUUGUUUGAUCCCAAGUUUGCUGAGAAAGUCCCCGUCUUGGACUCGGAGUACGAGGUUCCUGUCUAUUUCAGGGAGGAUUUGUUUAGUGUUUUGGGCGACGAGCGGCCUGAUUAUAGAUGGAUCAUCAUAGGACCGUCCGGGUCUGGAUCUUCUUUUCACAUUGAUCCUAACUCGACGUCUGCUUGGAAUGCGGUGAUCACUGGGUCGAAGAAAUGGGUUAUGUUCCCGCCUGAUGUGGUUCCUCCGGGUGUGCAUCCGAGUCCCGAUGGUGCGGAGGUGGCUUGUCCUGUUUCUAUAAUGGAGUGGUUUAUGAACUUUUAUGGUGACACUAGAAGGUGGAAGAAGAAGCCUAUUGAGUGUAUAUGCAAAGCUGGGGAGGUGGUGUUUGUACCUAAUGGAUGGUGGCAUCUGGUGAUUAACCUGGAGGAAUCUAUUGCUAUUACUCAGAACUAUGUUAGCAGGAGGAAUCUACUGAAUGUAUUGGAGUUUCUGAAGAAACCAAAUGCUAAAGAGCUCGUCUCAGGAACAAAUGACAGAGAGAACUUGCAUGACAAGUUCAAGAAGGCCAUUGAAGAAGCCUACCCCGGGACUAUCCAAGAGUUAGAGAAGAAAGCAGAAGAAAAGAGAAGAGCAGAAGAACAAAAAGUCACUUUCUGGGACGCUGCUACAGAUUCCAAAUCUGGUGCUUUCAAGUUUUCUUUCUAAAAAAAACAACAACAUCAAUUCCAAAUUUUCCUUGUAACUUUUUUGUCACUGAGGAACAACAAUCUUUUUUUUUACUCAUGUGCUCUGUUUCACUA